AAAAAUGUGGAAAAACAGGUAACAAAUCAUUUAUUUUUGACAGGCCUUUUAUAAGUAUCUUUCUCGUUGAAUGCAAUAACUUAAGUGAACAUUUACAUAAGAUUUUCUUUGUUAGAUAUAAAAAACGUAUCAAAACUACUAUUUCCUGUGCAUCGGUGUUUAUAGAGUGCGUGAAAUUUAAAUAGAGAAAUACAGUAUGUACACCUGAUGAGUAAAUGACUAAUGGUCAAUGAGAAUACAUAAUUAAAUACAUAAGGACGGCUGAUAAAUCAGCUGAUGUCAGGUUUUGUACAUAGCUACAUACAUGUUCUUUGCGAAAAGUUUAAUGGUUUCAAUGCCGAUAUACGAUAAAGAUUUUCAAACAUGGAAAUUGAUGAAAUAGUGAGAGACAUUUUUGGUUCAGAUAUAUUCUUAGAAUCUACUGAUAGAAAAUCUAGCAAUGAAAGUGAAAAAUCUUCAAGGAUAGCUCAUAGUUUAGAUUCAACAAAUAGGUACAUUGAAAGUGCUCUUUUAAAAGAUGCUCCAGAGAAAAAUGUAGAAGACAAAAGAAUUGGCAGAAUUGGACCAAAUGUUGUCAGAUUUGACAUAACAUCAUGUCUAGGAUUAUUCUCAAUUUCUCCUGAUAAGCUUACUCUUAAUGGCACAAGUAAUUUUAACACAAUGAGAGCAAAUACAGCAGUAUAUCAAGGAAAAUGGAUGUAUGAAGUUCAACUUGGAACCAAAGGUCUCAUGCAAAUUGGUUGGAGUACAAUUAAUUGUAAAUUCACUCAAGAAUCUGGUGUUGGAGAUACCAUUAAUUCAUAUGCUUAUGAUGGAAACCGUGUUAGAAAAUGGAAUGCAGCUACGUUUACAUAUGGAGAACCAUGGCAUGCAGGAGACAUUAUUGGAUGUGCAUUAGACUUAGAUAACGGAAAUGUUGAUUUUUAUAGAAAUGGUAGAUAUCUUGGGCGAGCUUUUGAAAAUAUAUCAAUGGGUGCUGGUUUUGCAUAUUUUCCAACAGUAAGUCUUGCACUAAGAGAAGGUUUAACAGCUAAUUUUGGAUCCACACCAAUGCACUAUCCUUUAGAAGGAUAUGAGCCAUUACAAGCAAUUCCAAAACAAGAAAUACAUCAAGCUGUACUUUUAUUCAAAUGGUUUUUGAAAAUAGUAGAACAGAUAGAUACGAUACAAAAUAUGAACAAAGAGAGUGAUAUAAGUAAAGAGAUUAUACACAAAGAAAAGUUACAUAAUGAAGAUAUGAAUGUACAGACCUAUUUAAUGUGUCUUUCAAAUUGCGUUUUAAAACAUAUAGGACCUUUAGUUUCAAUGCCAUAUGUUACGGAAUAUAUUGUAGUUCCUUUUAUAAGACAUCUUUCAGAACCAGAAAGUUCUUUAUUGUCAACAUGUUUAGAUUUAUUAUGGACAUUUCUUGAAGAGCAUGAACUCAGGAUAUGUUUAGAAACUAUUGUCGUUUUUUUACUGUCUGCAUUCAGACACGUAUCUUACUUAGUUGAAUAUUCUGAUCAGUGUAAGAACUUGCUUCUUCUAACAAAACUUUGUAAACAUGUAUCAACGCGUCAGUAUUUAUUGCAACAUUUACUCUUUGAUCAAGUAAGGCUUCCAAAUUUCUUGAAUGUUAAAGCACCAGAUAAAAAAGGACUGAUUGACAUAGUUAGUAAUGUAUGGUGGGAAACAGAUCCUGUAGAUUUAACAGUUGAAGCUAAUAAAGAAAGUUACUUAGAAGCUUGUCAACAAAUUGAAACUACAAUCUCUGAACUAGAAACAUUACAAGUACAAUUUUUAAUAAUUCUUCUUGACAAUUCUGAUGGUAAUGAAAGAAGACCAACUUCAAGAACUAUAUUUUUAAGAAAAUUCAAGCGUUUUGUUCCUGUAGCAAGUAUUAAUCCGGCACCAAUUAAUCUUUGUUGUAUUUAUCGACUUCUGAUCGCAUUCAAAAUUUUAUGGGAUGCCGAAGUUGGAACAUCACCUGUUUAUGUGCCUUCCAGGGUAUUUUACGAUGGAUCGAUCGACUACUCCAGAAUCGAAAGACUGGGUGGAUUAGUGUCUCAUUUGAACAAGAUGCACAGAGGUGAACUAAUACAACUGUUAGGGUCUGAACACCAAACAAUUGUUACAAUGGAUCAAACUCAAGAAACAUCUCAUUCAUAUAGGAUGGCACUUGUUCGAGUGAAUAACAUGAAUUCACUAGAUCAAGGAAGAUCAAUAAUCCUUGAUACAACAUCAUUACCCAUGAACACUGCAGAUCCAACUACAUCUUUGCUUGAAUUACUCGAUAGUAUUAUUUUAUUUUACCAUCUAGCAGCAAAGAAAUCAUUGGCAACAGUGGCUCUUCUUAGGAAUAGCAUGUUAGAAUAUAUUUCUGCCAAUCAAAAUAUAAAAAUACGACUAGAAGAAGUUAAACAGAAAGAGAAGCUUGAAUCUGUGUCAAUCGAGCAAGAAUUACUCAGAUCCAUUAACGUUUUCAAUGCUAAGUUAAUAGAACAGGGAAGACAUAUGGCGUGGAUUCGUGCUGCUGUUUAUUCAAAGGAGAAACAAUCACAACUAGCAUGGCUUCUAAAAGUGGUCAUGUUGACUUUGACGAACGCCAGCUUAGAAGGAAACAUGUUUAGUUUUGUCCCGGACUUUUACGUAGAAGCACUAGCCGACUUGUGUGGUGGUUUACGAAAUCAUAUGCAUCCAACAGCACGUAUUGAACAAAUUCCAGAUUACCAACAAAUGUUUUUGAACACAGCUAAAUUUCUUUGUGAUCAUUUUAUGGACUCUCGUAUAGUAAAUGUAGAUUCUAAGAGCACGUUACUUUUGAUGCUAGCUGGAUUCGUGUUCAAUCCACUUACAUUAAAAGCUAUGGAAAGUGUACCAGAAGAGAGUCGAAUAAAACUUGUUACAAACUUAUUGAAAUCAUACGAAAACAGGGCAUGGGCCGAGUCAAAUUGGAUUUUAGUCAGAUUUUGGCAAGGUAAUGGCUUUGCCUUUCGACAUGAAAGAAACCCACGUUUUUUGAAAAAAGUUGGACCAAAACCAUAUCAACAAGAAUCAAUUUCUCAACCUAGAAAGCCAUGUCCGUCCAUUGUGUACCAAGGCCACAUAAGGGAUGUAUUAUUGAAAAAUCUUCAAGACACGACAGCGUUCUUAAAUUCUUUACUGAAUUUGCUGAACUGGACUUUCUCCGAGUUUAUUGGAAUGGUUCAAGAGAUUCACAAUGUUUCAUCCAGGCCCGAAAGAGUCUUCAUUGAAUCUAGACAGCUAAAAAUUUGCGCCACAUGUUUCGACUUAACGAUUUCGCUAUCGAGAGUUUUGGAAAUGAUCAUCACUGUGGUUCCGGAUAUCUUCAAUAAUUCACCACAGUCUUUCAGUGAAAAUCUGUUGUUCAGAUUGUGCCAACUACUUUGUCAAAUUUUAAAUAGAAUUAGCUCACAAACUAGUUGCUUCCAACAUGUUGUGUUAUUGGAAAUCUCAGAUUUAGAGUUGGUGGAUCACUACCCAAUACUAGCAGCAGUUACAGGUAUUUUGUUGGCAUUACUGAAUGAUGAUAUGAUCAACUGUAAAUCAAAACCCAUAACAGAAGUACCAAGGAUUACUCAAACCCUAUUGAUAGAGCCGAGUUUUCAAAUGAGCACUCUUUAUUUCUUGCUAGGAGAUUCGAAAGUUGAAGAUAAGCAAGGAAGAAAUAUAAAAAAAUUUUCUUUUUCAAAUUAUAAAAAUAACGUAACGGAAGAAGAAAUUGAAAGAGUGAAAGGCAUGAUAGAAUAUUUAGACGAGUGUCGUGCUAUUUUACCAAACUCAAAAAUUUCAAGCGAUAAUGGUGAUAUUUGCACAAUAUGCUAUGCACAACCUAUAGCAGUAAUUUUUAAACCUUGUAAUCACCAAACAUGUCGUAUUUGUAUCGACCGACAUCUCUUAAACAGUAGAUCAUGCUUUUUUUGUAAAGUUACGAUCGAGAAAGUCAUAGACCUUUCUAGCAACGUGUUACACGAUUUUAGUAACGAAAUUACGUCCUCGAAAUAAUCCAUGAAAUCGUGUUGACGAUAUAAUAUUAUCUUGAAAAUAAUUAUAAAAAUAAAUUUCUUGUAAAUGCUAUGAUAGAUUCUGGAGAAAAGUAAACAAAUUGUAUAAAAUGUUAUGUAAAAUUUUAUUUAUUUAAUAUUAUUUUCUAUCACUCUGUCUUAAAGAUUUAUGAAUGCAGUACAAAAAUAAAAAAUUAUAAAUUUUAGUCUUUA
Bombus pascuorum is the source of this 4217-nucleotide messenger RNA. Its product is annotated as E3 ubiquitin-protein ligase RNF123-like. The transcript is spliced from 11 exons. Gene Ontology annotation, molecular function: ubiquitin-protein transferase activity; protein binding. NCBI's taxonomy places the organism in Eukaryota, Metazoa, Arthropoda, Insecta, Hymenoptera, Apidae. Gene Ontology annotation, cellular component: cytoplasm. The record is from RefSeq and is a predicted model, not a curated record. The coding region runs from base 364 to 4005 and encodes 1213 amino acids.